AUGUCGGAAGCCAGUCUUGUGCAGGCUGAUGCCCAAGUGGAGGCACCUGCAGCAACCGUGACCGCGGACAGGGUCAACGACGUAUUGUUGGACUUCGGAUUGGACUCCAUGCAUGCAAGCUCUCAUUUGCUUUGCCUGGCUUCUCCCGUGUUCGACCGCAUGUUGGAGAGCGGCAUGAAGGAAGCGCAGCAAAGCAUCAUCAAGGUGGAGGUGGCCAGCAAGAAGGAGUUCACGGUUUUCUAUGACUUGCUUCGGCCGACGGCAUGGAGCAACGAUAAAGUAAUCGAAGCGAACGUUGAUUCGCUCCUUACACUCAGUGACUAUUACCAAGUCACGGCCAUCAAGCAAGCUUGCGAACAGCUGCUGCUUCGUCUUCCGCCCUCGGGAACCCGCCUCCUGCAAGCACACAAGCAUGGCCUCCCAGAGCAGUACCAAAGGUGCGUGGGUGAGUUGGCCAAGCAAAGCACGAAGGAGGACUUGGAGGUACUCCGCCAAUCCGAGCCGGACAUCCUCCUCGAGGUGGCCCUCAGAAAACAGGAUGUCUUGAACCCGCUCAUGAGGAUGGGGAACGAGCUCAUGGGGAUGAAGGAGGAGAUCCUCCAGUGCAAGCCCUCCGUUGAUCGGCGGGUGCCAAUCUAUUCGGCUGAUGCCAUACAGGCAGGUCUCAGAGUCCCCUACGACAGCGCCAAUAAAGUAUAUCAACUCUGCCAAGCCCGGUGCUUAUUGCAAAACUGUCUCGACCGGGUGCUCCAGGCAUUGCAGUGA
Symbiodinium sp. CCMP2592 is the source of this 765-nucleotide messenger RNA. NCBI's taxonomy places the organism in Eukaryota, Dinophyceae, Suessiales, Symbiodiniaceae. The record is from the annotation of a GenBank genome assembly.